AUGAAAUCAACAUCUUCAAUGGAGUUUAUAGACACUGCUCUCUUUGAAAGUAGCUCAUUUGAACUCUCAUACAAAGAUCCUCUCCAAAAAUGGGUAAUCCGAAAACAUUUUCUUAAACUUUUCCAAGAUUUCCCCUGUUUUAUACCAUCAACUAACAAAUUUGAUCAUUUUGAUGGUACUUCUAUGAAUCUUUUGAACGUUAAUGGUUUUCUUCAUGUCUCGGAUUUCUUACCUGAUGUUCCUCUCAUUAUUUGGCUUCAUGAAAAUUACCCUUUGGUGUCUCCUAUGAUCUUUAUCCCAUCUAACCCGGAUUGUCCAAUUCGCGAAAACCAUCCAUUUGUUGAUCCUUCUGGUGUUGUUACAACACCUUACUUAUUAGAUUGGGACCAAAAAAAGAGUAAUCUAUGUGAUCUUGUACACAACCUUGCAGACCUUUUUCAACUUGAGCAUCCUAGCCUGCCCAAGACUACAUUGAAAGCGACAAUCCAAGAUGAUCUAGACGCGAAGUUUUAUGAUGAUUUAGAUGUGAAAGAGACUAUCAUAGAUGAUCUUGUCAGGAAGAUUUCUGAUGAUUUGGCUGCCUUGGAUGUUCAAGUUCAAAAUGAUAUCGAGAGAGAGUCUAACACCCAAGUGAAGCUGAAAGAAAGAGGAGAUGUUAUAGAUGGUAAUAUUAGUAUUCUUAAAAAUGAACGCGACAAUCUUGAAAAAAGUGUGGCAGAAGUGGAAGAGUAUAAUGAUAAGCUGUCAGAUUGGUUGAGAAACACCCAGAAUGCUUCUUCAACUGCUGAUGUUCAAAUAGUUGGCGCCAAGUCGAAGAUGAUGGUAGAGUGUAAGGCUGCAAGCAAGGCAUUAGACGAUGUGCUAUACGCUUUGGACGAGGCUCUUGAACAAGGUGUGAUAAGUUUAGAUGUGUACAUGAAGCAAGUUAGGGUGGUAGCUAGAGAACAAUUUUUUCACAGAGCUAUGUUUUUCGAGUUAAAAACAUCCAGUUCCUAA
Messenger RNA from Chenopodium quinoa (quinoa), 996 nucleotides. Its product is annotated as protein ELC-like. Gene Ontology annotation, cellular component: ESCRT I complex. Gene Ontology annotation, biological process: endosome to lysosome transport; protein modification process; protein transport. The record is from RefSeq and is a predicted model, not a curated record. The transcript has a single exon. Gene Ontology annotation, molecular function: ubiquitin binding. The coding region runs from base 1 to 996 and encodes 331 amino acids. Lineage: Eukaryota; Viridiplantae; Streptophyta; Magnoliopsida; Caryophyllales; Amaranthaceae.